AUGGCCGCAACAGCACAGGCAACUCGCCCAGAGCCUCAUGGAUCUCGUACCAUGACCGUCACACCAACAACCGACACUGAAGCGGGCCCCUCUACCGCCACUGCGUCGCCACCCGAGAGUCAGUGGGCAGCCGAGACCAUUGACAACGAGGGUAUGGGAAAGAAGAAAUCAAAGAUCUGCUGCAUUUACCACAAGCCCCGGCGCUUUGACGAAUCAUCGUCUGAAUCUGAAUCCUCGGACGGCGACGACGACGAUGACUGCUGUUCGCAUGACAAGAACAACGAUGGCGCUGCUCUCCGUUCACGCGACGGUAGCGGCGUCGGCGGCCAGGUGGAAGAGGACAGCAGCUCCGAGUCAGACGGCGGCGGCGGUGAUGGCCGCGCGAGGCCCGUACGUCGACCCCGCAAGAAGUCUCACACCCACGGCCACGGCCACAACUCGAAGGCGAACAAGUACGACGCCAAAGGCAAGGACAAGGCAUGA
Messenger RNA from Apiotrichum porosum, 483 nucleotides. It is a transcript of the gene YPI1, whose product is annotated as Type 1 phosphatases regulator ypi1. The record is from RefSeq and is a predicted model, not a curated record. NCBI's taxonomy places the organism in Eukaryota, Fungi, Basidiomycota, Tremellomycetes, Trichosporonales, Trichosporonaceae. Gene Ontology annotation, molecular function: protein serine/threonine phosphatase inhibitor activity; protein phosphatase 1 binding. The coding region runs from base 1 to 483 and encodes 160 amino acids. Gene Ontology annotation, cellular component: nucleus. The transcript has 4 exons.